Molecule: messenger RNA, 4143 nt
Organism: Acipenser ruthenus (sterlet)
Lineage: Eukaryota; Metazoa; Chordata; Actinopteri; Acipenseriformes; Acipenseridae
Product: beta-1,4-galactosyltransferase 4
Exons: 7
Coding region: 815-1879 (354 amino acids)
Biological process (GO): carbohydrate metabolic process
Molecular function (GO): glycosyltransferase activity
Source: RefSeq, a predicted model, not a curated record
CACCCAUAGCAAGUUAAUGAUCAGGCAGAGAAAACGGUAACCGUUAGCUGUCUCCAGUAUCUUUAUUUUCUGAUAAAACAAUUGUUAGACCAUUAAUUGUUGAAAAUCACAUAAAUGGCUCAUCUUUUCCAGGGGUCUUGAUUUAAACGUACAGUACUUUAAAAGAUUGAUCUAUAGCUAGCCCCCAGAUGGCACGCCUACCCCAUGCAGCCGUACCCUUCUCCUUUUUAUUGGACCACUGGCCGAGCGGAAAAGCUUCUAACGUAACUUGUGUGGAUAAGACUGAUGCUGCAACUGGACAGAUUGUGCUGUUAUAAUGCGAUAUAUUACAUAAGCCAUCAUUUUCCAAAAUAUGUGUUUUUUUUAACACCGAGAAGGAAAAUAUAAAACCCUUACAAUUGUGGUGACAUCGGUCCGUCCAUCUUUGCAAAACGCAGUCAAAUUACUGGGAGGAUGUUUUGAACGCGGACCGAAACUUGAGAUCUGCAUUGUUUGCUGCAUCCGAACUGACCUCUGGCCACUUGAUACACAGCUGCGGGUGGCUUUCCCCACACUGGAGUGCUGCUGCUGGUAGAGAUCACCUACUGUGCACAGAGAAAUUAUAAGCCUUGAGCAAGAGCCUGCUAUCUGGUAGCAACACCGAAAACACAGAGAAAUAAUCCAGUCAUCAAGUGAAAAACUCAUUUCAGUUUUUCUUGUUUGACUGUGGCAAAGACUUUUAUUUGUUGUUUCCUUUCAUUAAACACAUGUGCUGCUUUGUGACUGUCAGCUGCAAAGGGCAUAGUAACGCUGGAAUUUGCCAUCUGCAAGUAUCAUGUGCUUCUCCUCGGCAUUCUUCAAGCUGUCGCGGAAAGUCAAGUUCUUGGUGCUGGUUGGCUUCUGUGUGAUGAUCCUGACUUGGAUUGCCACCUUUGGCAAUGUGACCAACGCAGUCAGAGACCGGCCACAAUUGGUGGAGCUGAUGAGGUCACAGAAGGUUGUGACUGAGGGAUUGAGAAACGCAGAGGAGUCGGAAUGGGGGAAUCGCCAUCCUUCUCCAGCCCCAGUGGCCACACUCCAGCCCUGCCCUGCGCUUUCUCCUCAUCUACGUGGUCUGCUGGCACUCUCCUUCAAGCCCUCUCUAACACUGGCCGAGGUGGAGCAGGAGAAUGCCCAGGUGGUGGAGGGGCAGUAUGAGCCUGCGGAUUGCCAGCCCCGCCAGAGCGUUGCCAUUCUGAUCCCCCACCGCAGCCGCGAAAAGCACCUGCUCUACCUGCUGCAGCACCUGCACCCUUUCCUGCAGCGUCAGCAGCUGCACUACGCCAUCUACAUCAUCCACCAGGCUGGGAAUGUGAAAUUCAAUCGAGCCAAGCUACUGAAUGUAGGGUACCUGGAGGCUCUGAAGGACUAUAAGUGGGAUUGCUUCAUCUUCCACGACGUCGACCUGGUCCCAGAAAACGACUUGAACUUGUACGUCUGCGACAGCCAGCCCAAACACCUCGUGGUGGGGAGGAAUGCCACGGGAUACAGGCUGCGCUAUAAAGGCUAUUUUGGAGGAGUGACUGCUAUGACGAGGGAGCAGUUCUCCAAAGUGAACGGCUUUUCAAAUACAUACUGGGGCUGGGGAGGAGAAGAUGAUGACCUGAGGAUAAGGGUUGAACUUCAGAGAAUGAAGAUUGUUCGUCCGUCCCCUGAAGUAGCCCACUACACGAUGAUCUUCCACACCAGGGACAAUGGCAACGAAGUGAAUAAAGACAGGAUGCGUCUCUUGAGCCGGACCUCCCGUGUGUGGAAGACGGACGGCCUGAAUUCCUGCACCUACAAGGAGCUGUCACUAGAGCGAGUGCCGCUCUACAUCAACGUCACUGUGGACAUUGGCAAGCCUCCGGGACAUCCCUAAGCCCAGGCUUUGUUAGAAGGAUAUCUUCCUGAAACCGAUGAAGUGAAAAGACACUGCUAGACUGUGUUAAAGAAAAAUGCUUGAAUCAACAGCAAGGAGAGCGAGCCACUGUGAACUUGUAAAACAGACCUGGGCAAUUUCUCUCACAAUGUGUUGCUAAAGAUUGUCUUUUUUCCCCCUCAAGUGUCCUUCAGAUUUCUAUUUGGGAUUUCUACAGUACCACCAGUAGAUGCGGGGUGCUGAAGGCCUGUGCUGUCUUCAUCACACGCGACUGUCGAAUCAAGUGAGCGCUUUUGUAAUUGUAUUCUAAUUCGAAUUCUGAGUCUGUGUAAAUGUAAUCUCUUUAUAAUCUUCAUUUACAUGUACAGUAUAUUUUUGCAAGGAAUUGUGAUUAAGCAAGCUGGGCUGGGAAGAGUAUAUGAUGCAUCAGAGUGUAAAAAAUUAAAUCGGUGUACAGCCAAUAAACACUGGAAUAACUGGAAGUGGUUACUCAAUUCAUGUUGACCACCCCUUUCCCAUUUAUUUAAAAAAACAAAAAAAAAACAAAAAAAAAACACUACAUUUCCCAGUGCAGCUGGGCAAUGUCCCUCCUUCCUGACUCGUAUCUAUAAUUGAUUCGUUCUGAAUACUUUAAACCCACCCCAACUACUGAGUGGCAGCACAUUCCUACUUUUCUAUUGGAGACGCUGCUUGCGAGAUUUAAACUGAGAUUACAAUUAGGAAUGGAGGCUUGUUCUAGGGAUUUAAAGCUGUAUUACAGUUAAGAUAUGGAGGAUUUAAAACAGAAUAGCAAAUUGUGGCGAAAUGUAAAAAAAAUGCCUACACACAACAUAACCCAGAUGAAUGUUCCCGUGACUAUAGGGAUUUAGUUGUGGAACACAGCAAAGGAAAGAAGGUAUGUGCUGUUGAGUUCCCAAGCAUUCUGGAAAGUAACCGAAAACAAUCAUUUCAUACAGUAUAUAAAGAGCGAAAUCCCCCCCAAUUUUUUUUUAACAUAAAACUCAAAUAGCUAAAAAUUUUAAUUAAUAAAAACUGAAAAACAGAAGCCCUAAUUAUAAUGAAUAUGACUCCUUUCUAUUACAAAAUAUUUUAAAAUGCCGUUCUGGAUUUCCUUUUAAAGAACCAAAACACCUGCCUUAUGAUUUGCGGUGAAAAUCCCAGCCUUCAAUAAAAUAGCCACUGUGACUGAGGAGGCAGUGUUUAUCAAAUACUAAGAUGAAUGUAUGGCAGUUAUACUGAAGUUCAGUGCAAUUGUAAAACUGAUGCUGAAAUGUAAAACUGAAGUGUCCAUGGAGCCUCAAUCACCAUGAUACAGGGUAUAGUGGGAUAUAUAUUUAAAUUGCUAUUACAAUCUGUUGAAUACUCAAUCAUUUCUUUUUCUUUUUUACAUAAUUUACUUUUCUGAUACAGUUCCUAGGCAUACAUGCAGACAGAAUGUUUUGCAUCACCCUAUAGCAUUAACUAAUUUUGAUUCGUAAAGUCGAAUGAAACCUGCUGAAUAAUGUUACGUCAACAUAUUGAAUUGCAUACUGCUUUGUAGUUUUCCAUAUAAUCAAUGAAGAACUGACAAAUUGCAAAUGGAAACUGGACUGGAAACUGGGCUAGUCCUAACCCAAAACAAAAUUAAACUUAAAAUAAAUAAAUAAAUACACACACAAAAAAAGAAUAAACUAAAUCUUAAAGUGGGGGCUUUCCCUUGGUUUCAAAGGGACCUGGAAUCUGGUCACAGGGGUUCCCUUAGUACCGUGUCCGCCUCCUGGUCACAGGUGGGAAUUGCGGGUCUAUGAUUCUGAAGGCACAAACAAGAGUCACUGUGGCAGCAAAGUAUGCUUUUUUCCCCUCGGGUCCUUUGGCUGCAGCUGAUCUCCUCCUAUGCUUUCCAAAACAUUAACUAACUCCCAAGCCACCACAGUCCCCUGAUAUGCUUGCAACAUCCACCUCCCCAAUCAGUGAUGCACUGAUCACUCGUUGGCAGACGUACCACCUUAAUCUUUGUAUUGAAGUGGGUAAGGUUGGAAACAUAAACCCGCCAUAGACACGGGUCUGUUCCAUCUUGACAAGGGAAGGACGUUAAUGGCUUUAGCGACUUUACCUGUCAGGAAGCCAAACUUCACAACUAAAUGUCCUUCACCCGGACACAGACACGUUUGGAAAUCUAACAUGAAAUACUGACUAACGAUUUAUGGCUUCCGGUAAACGUUUGCGAAAUCUUUUUUGUAGUUUCAUUGAUUUACAUGAUGUUAAAUAAAAUAUCUAAAUGUUCA